AUGUCUUUCAGCAAGCUCCUCGUUGCCUCUUUGCCCGCUCUGUUAGCUCUCCAAGCUGUUUCUGCUCUCCCAGCUGAGAAGAAUCUUGAAGACCGCCAGUGCACUGGCUGCACUCCUCCACCUGACACUCUCCCUGAUUACUACUGCCCCGUCAUCGACUCGGAGGAAAACAUCACUGGUGAAGCUUGGCAGGUUGGUGCCUCAGCCAAAAACAUUGCCACUGGCCAAGCAUACACUCAGGGAUCGAGCUGGACCAUUGGUGGUAGUCUUGGACUCAGUUUCGAAAAAGUCAUCACCGGCUCAGCAUCUCUAUCGGCCGAGGUUACAGAGUCCAUUGAGAUCACUGUCAGCACACAGGUCGAAAAUACAUGCCCUGAGGGGGGCGAAUUCUAUUGCUCAAUUCUCGUUUACCCUGGAAUGAGGCGUGUCAAGGGCCAUAUGGAGCUUUUGCUACCAGGUGCUGAGUGUCCCCUGGGUGCAGGUCUAAGUGAGGGAGAUUGGGAGAUGGUUUCGCCACGCAAGGACAAGUCCAACCUUCCCUUCUAUACUACUGACUUGUGCACUUGCGGUAACCUUGAAGGUGCCGACGGCGAGGGACAUCCAGAGAAACUGUGCCGUGAGGAUUGUGUCACACCUGCUAGACUCCGAGGUACCAAUGCCUUUUAG
This is a messenger RNA of Fusarium poae, 666 nucleotides long. RefSeq lists its product as uncharacterized. Lineage: Eukaryota; Fungi; Ascomycota; Sordariomycetes; Hypocreales; Nectriaceae. The record is from RefSeq and is a predicted model, not a curated record. Bases 1 to 666 code for a protein of 221 amino acids. The transcript is spliced from 2 exons.